ACAAGGUUCAAUUCAGAGUCAGAGAAAAAUUAACACGCCCAAAAAUAAUGUCUGUGCAAGCGACGCCGCAGCGACAGUCAACAGGGAAUGCCCCAUCGUCUCCUAGAACACCACGGCGAUCGCUGACACCAUUAACAAAACAUGCACUUCAAAUGUCCACCACUCCAAUACGAAACAGACUUCUCCUCACACCGACAAAGAACAAACAGAAACAAGUGUAUGACCCGUUGGAUGACUUAAGAAUGCUAGGCCGUCUGUUCAAUACUAAGGCGAGAAGCAAAUCUAGGGUAGUACCGAUAACUAAGAACGUCUCACCUUCAAAGACAACGACCACCUCCAGCUAUAAAACACCAUCUCCUGUGCCCGAAGGGAAUACAUUUCCACUUGGCACAGACGUGAGCACAAAUCUCAGCGACCUGAAAAGGAGACACGUAUCGUCACCGCAACUAUCAAUCUCCCCAGUACUUGGAAUGGGGAAUGUGCCGAGUUUUAUCAACAAAGAUGUACGAUCGUUCGCCAAACUCUUCCAUCAGUCCAGCAGCUUCAGCACAAACAUGCAAUCGUUGGAAAUGUCUGACUCUUCCGGCUUUCUGGAAGAAACCUUGCAAAUUACGCAGUCGCAGUCGCAAUCUCAAUCGCAAUCGCAGUCCCAGCAUCAGUCACAGCCACACAUGCUAUUGCGUAUACCAUACAACGAUGAGGUGCCGUCAAGAAAUGUGGGCGCAGGCAGCGACGAGAUACCAGACUUUGAGGACAACAACUAUAUCGAUAAUUACAAUGAGACUUUCGAAUCACAUGCAGAUACCUCUAACAUAGCGCUCCCAGAGGCGAUUCUCCGAGACGGAUCGGGAAUACUAGGAAUGUCUGACGACGAGCUGGAGGAAUACAACCUUAGCCUCAGUAAACUGAACGAAAGUGGGAGUGACAGCCGUGGAGAUAGUGACAGCGACACCGAGAACGAGGGCGACGCUAAUGGCAAUUCUGAGCAUGUCCGCGGGCUUGUCGAUACCGACGAACUUUCGAAAGAGCUGUCUUUAAUCAAAAGCCACGAGCAGUUCAUCACCAAGAGAAAACAAAGAAGAAAGACCGGUCGAAUGGGUGAAUUUACGAGCGGUCAAAGGCCGAUUAUCAAGGACGCCAUGUUCAGCAAUAAAAUGAUCAAAGGGUUACUGGAUAACCUACAACUUGGGGACACAAUUGAAUCCGGCCUUGAUGCUUCUCUUUUCAACGAGAUGGCCUAUCGGUUCAUAGAUAUGGAACUCAUGAAGACAAUUGAGAUGAGUGAGCUCACGGGACUCGGUGGUCGUAUUGUGCACACCGAGGUUUUUUACGGAGACAGCGAGAAGCAGAAAGAGGAAGAUGAGGAAGAAGGAAUUCUCUUGUAUGCGAUGCACAACUGGGAUAUGGAGAAGGUGAAGGAGUUAGAGGGUGUGCUUUACAGUAACAAAGCUGUCAGGAAACGUAGAGCUGAUUACAAUUUGUUGAAGCGCAAAGAAUUGGCCCAUAAAAAAGUGCAGCAGGAGGUGGAACAGAAUUCAGAAGAGAUAAAUGUAGAAGCCGAAGAAGAUAUACCAGGCGACGAGGUUGACUUGAAAAAUUUAGACACUCACAUUAUGCUGAGAAUUGCUAAUUAUUCGGACGACAUGGACGAUUCUAGCGACUAUGAGAUUCCUUUUGCCGAAGAGGAGGAAGAGGAGUAGUGAUGUCAGAGACGAUCACGUGACCGAGCUUUAAAAUGGAUAUGAUUUUUUCAAAGAUUAUCGCUUUGAAUAGUUGUCAUUAAUAAGUUUGAAAACUAGAUAAUUUUAAUUUUAUCAAAAAACUUUUUUUUUUUUAAAUGUGCAUCUACUAGAUAAAUAAAACUCCGCCAC
This is a messenger RNA of Pichia membranifaciens NRRL Y-2026, 1871 nucleotides long. RefSeq lists its product as hypothetical. The coding region runs from base 48 to 1700 and encodes 550 amino acids. The record is from RefSeq and is a predicted model, not a curated record. Lineage: Eukaryota; Fungi; Ascomycota; Pichiomycetes; Pichiales; Pichiaceae. The transcript has a single exon.